AUGCGCAGCUACGAGAUCGAACAGGUGAGUGCACAGCACUUGGAAGGGCAGCUCUGCUACAUCGGACGCGCGCCUAGCGUAGUCAUCUGAUCCAUCCUUUCCCACAUUGCCAUUCACUUAGGCUGCGCAUGCGUUCCGCGCUCGGCUGGAGCUGGCCUCGCUGAAGGCGGCGCGAGGUUGGGCUGCACUUAACGUAGAGGAGCUGGAUGGCUCCACGCCCACCACAUCGUCCUUCGCGCAGAUCUCGGAACCAUUGGCGGGAAAUCGCGCAUCGUCGAAGGCAGCUGAGGAGCUUGAUAUGAGUGCGAGUGCUGAGACCGGCGCUCGAAUUUCAGGAUCUGAGCAAGGUGGGAGGAUUGGGCUGGGAAUCGGACCUACUGCACCGCAUGGUGUCCACAUCAACUCACCCUCUCGAGACCAGUCAACUUCUGGACAGCCACAACAUAAUGUCGGUGCAGAGGCACCUGCAACUUCCCACGAUGUCACCCUGCCAUCAUCUCCCAAGCAGCGCUCUGUCACGUCCACUACCACUGCCGCAUCGCCGGACCUGUUCGCCAUGGUGCUGGGAGACGCCAACCUCACUCUUAAUUUGACCAAGCCCGAGUCUCGCUCGACUCCGGCCACGCCUACAAAGCCCUUGCCGGUCAAAGGGACCUCUCGGACCUUGCACAUGCUCGCCUCGUCUCCCCAGCUGGGCUCCACUGCAAGGACUGGCGGCACCGGUCGGAUUCCACCACACUUUGAUCCCCACAACAACACCGAAUCACAUCCUCGCACCCCAGCUCACGGCUCUUCUUCCAGACGCCAGACCCUUGCCAGUCCUGCCCUCGAUUCUCACAAACGGGCUCCCUCUGGAACAGCACCCAGCACGCCAAGUCGCGGUACGCUUCCCAAUGGACAUGCAGCCAGCUCUUUAGCCUAUGAUCUCGGUCUGGCACGGGAAUCAGGAACACCUAAGCGGACUGGUCCUCUCAACAGCGAGGAGUUUGGCGACCUCAGCGUUCGUGCCAAGCAGCAAGGUCGCGUGAGCGUUAGAAAGGAGGGGUUGGUUAACCAAAACCAGACAGAGACGGAUAGAGUGGCAGCAGUGUUGGCGUCUAUGGCAGACAAGAGGGCGGACUCGUCGAUGAGCCCACCUAGCAAGCCAAGAGAGAUGACGCCCGGCAGAGCUCCAUUCGGCUCGGGCGGUGCGAUCACUCGCGCAAAUGGGUCUUUUGCCGAUCCCAACAGCUUCACGCCGCGAGGAAGGACGCCAAGUGGCGAUCCACAUACACCAUCUAUGCGGUCCAAGGGCGGCGCUGUCAUCGGCAAAAGUCCGAGCGGCCCACACUCAGUCAAACAUUCAGAGAGUCCUCGCAGCCGUUAUCGCCCGCAUGAACACGAAGAUGGCGAAACAGCUGCUCAACUGAUGCUUUAUCUCGCACACUCGCCCAGCCCAGCCCAGGAAGCCAAGUUUAAAGGCGCCACACCGAGCCUUCGGAACGAUCUUAGGCCUUCUGCUACCUCGCAAAGACUUGCGCAUGCAGUCGUCAAUCGGUCGAGCGAAAGCAGCGCAGAGGGCGCAGUCAGAGCUAGGAGCACCAUUGGACGAGCUCUAUGGUCAGAUAGCGAAGACGAGCCCAACUCGGAUGGCAUGCUUGCGAGCGAGCCUUCUUCACAGGAGAGCACUGCCAGCCGUCUGGCACCUGCGGCCCCACUCAGCUUUGACGCUUUGCCUCGCAGCCGAAACGGUAUUGACCACAUUGCCACUGGUCAGAUGGCAGAGGCAGCAUUCCAGGAUGGCGACAAGCUAUCUCAAGGUGUCGGAGAUGCGGAUGGUGAUCAUGACAUGAGCGAGCCAGAGCGCCGCUCAUCCACCGCGAGCAUGUCGACUUCGCCAGACCGGUCUUCGAGCUCUCAGAGAGCGCCUACCACACCACCUCGCGUACUGGAAGCGCCGACCACGCCUGGUGCGCCUGGACCUAAGCGAGCGGUGGACUUGACCAAUCCAUCCGACUUCUCGCUGCAAGACUUCCUGAACGUUAGCCCUUCGCCCAAGCCUCGAUCCAGGCUGCACUCUGGGCAAUUCACACCAUCCAGUACCCAACUUGAAGGCGGUGUCUGGCUCGAUGCUCCCACCUCGAGCUGGAAUCUCGGUCACGGGGACGAAGGCGUGCAGGGCGGACCCGAUAGCCUUGCUACCAUGCUCAACACGCAGCUCCAAAACGGAGUACCCUUGCGUGCGCAUGCUACACCUCCCAGACCUCUUCGGUCGCGCUUCUCCACCCUCGAUCACUCUCAAGACGGAUUCAGGAGCCUGUUGGACUCGGGAUUCUCGAUGAGCGGUGCCGGACACCUGCACAAGAGUCCUCGUCUAAGGGAGAUGGGCGAAGAGGAAGACACCCCGUCGAAGAAGAGACGCAGGAUCGGACUAUUCCCUUUGAACGAGGAAGCGUCCGAAUGA
Ceraceosorus bombacis is the source of this 2443-nucleotide messenger RNA. Lineage: Eukaryota; Fungi; Basidiomycota; Exobasidiomycetes; Ceraceosorales; Ceraceosoraceae. The record is from the annotation of a GenBank genome assembly.